This is a messenger RNA of Eucalyptus grandis, 861 nucleotides long. Its product is annotated as probable serine/threonine-protein kinase PBL7. Gene Ontology annotation, biological process: protein phosphorylation. Lineage: Eukaryota; Viridiplantae; Streptophyta; Magnoliopsida; Myrtales; Myrtaceae. Gene Ontology annotation, molecular function: protein serine/threonine kinase activity; ATP binding. The transcript is spliced from 3 exons. The record is from RefSeq and is a predicted model, not a curated record. Bases 1 to 861 code for a protein of 286 amino acids.
AUGUUCGCUUUGGAUUUGAAGGGAACAAACUCUGUUGAAGGUAUUAAAUUAGACAUGCUUGAACCUGAAGAGGUGUUUAUAGGUACGAAAGCCAUCAAGCAGAUGAAAAGGCUAAGACUGAUUAUGGUUCGUAACAUACGUGUAUCCGGAUGCCCCAAGUAUCUUUCGAAUGAGAUAAGGUGGCUCAAUGUGCAUGGAAACAACUUGCCAACCACUGUAAAGAGCAAUGGUCUUGCACAACCUAGAAAUCAUGAUUCCAGCCCCACCAAACUUGCUAAGAAUGAGAAACAUCGUGGUCAGAUCAGAACAAUCUUGUUCAAAUUUAGAUGCAAAGGUGCGGCAUCAAGAAAUCGUAGAAUUAAUUGUGGAGUUGCUCUGUCAGACUUUAAAUGUAUCAUGGCUUCCGCAUAUAAGCUUGCCCUGUUUUUAUGCUCCAGAAGACGCGAGGGAUAUAGUUAUAACAAUGGCGGACCAGAUUCUAACAGUGAUGUGCUGUUGGAAGAGUAUUCGGCAGAGCUGGUUCAUGCAACUAAUAACUUCUUUGAUGAUAAUAAGAUUGGAGUAGGCAGCACCAGUUCAGUGUACUGCGGGAUAUUGGAUGAUGGGCGGGAAAUGGCCACCAAGUGGAUAAAUAAUGCACGGCUCAAGGUGGCACUGGAUGUCGCUAGGGGAAUCAAGUACUUGCAUGAAUUUGCUGGUCCUCGAAUAGUACACCGAGACCUCAAGUCAUCAAACAUAUUGCUAGAUAAAAACUGGAGUGCUAAAGCUACCAAUUUUGGACUUUCCAGACUUCUUCCUGAGGAUGAAGAAUCAGACUUUUCGAAUCCUGUUGCCGGCACUUAUAUAGCUCCAGAAUACUAG